UAGUAGGUACAGUGAAAAGAAAAAAGAUCAGCGUGUGCCUAGCAUUUCUUCCCUGGCUGAAGGCGUGGGUCUCGAGAGCUGCUUAAAAAGCUUUGCACAAAAAUGGCUUCGCCUGCGAUACCAUUCGCCCCCCUCACGUCCCAUCGCGCCGCUCCCUUCGUCCUGGGGUGUCCUCCUCCAUGGCCACCGCCACCGCCGCCUGCCGCUCGCCCACGGCCGCCGCCGCCGCGCCCUGACGCUGCUGCUGCUGCUAGACUGCUAGAGGAGGAGGCCGGGGCAGGCAGCUCGCGAGCUCGAUCGCCUGGCGGGCCCGAGCUGGAGUCGAUGGUGCUGGAUCUCAAUGCCGAGUCGCCGACGCCCGGCUCGGCCUCGGCCGCCUCGAGCUCCAGCGUCGUAGUGGGCGGGGGCUUCUUCCGGUUCGACCUGCUCGGAGGGACACCCGACGAGGAGGGUUGCUCGCCCUCGCCACCCAUCGUGACGCGCCAGCUCUUCCCCUUGCCGUACCCGGACGCUGCAGGUAGCACCGCCGCCUCGACGGCGUCGAACGGGUCGCCGCCGCCGGAGGUGGCGGGGGCAUGGGCGCGCCGCCCAGCGGAUCUCGGGGCGCCGGCGCUGGCACAGGGGAAGGUGAUGUCUGCGCCUUCGUCGCCCGCGGUUUUGUCUCCUGCCGCCGGGAAGAAGAGCCGGCGGGGGCCCAGGUCGCGGAGCUCGCAAUACCGGGGCGUCACCUUCUACAGGAGGACCGGCCGCUGGGAGUCACACAUCUGGGACUGCGGGAAGCAGGUCUACCUGGGUGGAUUUGAUACUGCGCACGCCGCAGCAAGGGCCUAUGAUCGCGCUGCCAUCAAGUUCAGAGGCCUUGACGCCGACAUCAACUUCCAGUUGAAGGACUAUGAAGAUGACUUGAAGCAGAUGAGGAAUUGGACUAAGGAGGAGUUUGUUCACAUACUCCGACGUCAAAGCACUGGGUUUGCCAGGGGGAGCUCAAAGUACCGCGGUGUGACACUACACAAGUGUGGUCGGUGGGAAGCUCGGAUGGGUCAGCUUCUCGGAAAGAAGUACAUCUACCUUGGUCUAUUUGACAGUGAAAUCGAAGCAGCAAGAGCGUAUGAUAGGGCAGCCAUUCGCUUCAAUGGACCGGAUGCUGUUAGGAACUUUGAUUCUGUUUCCUAUGAUGGAGAUGUCCCACUUCCACCUGCAAUUGAGAAAGAUGUGGUUGAUGGAGACAUCCUUGAUCUGAAUUUGAGGAUUUCACAACCUAACGUGCAUGAUCUCAGAAGUGAUGGUACCCUGACUGGUUUUGGAUUAAGUUGUAAUUCUCCUGAAGCUUCAAGCUCCAUUGUUUCUCAGCCAAUGGGCCCCCAGUGGCCUGUCCAUCCUCACAGCAGAUCGAUGCGGCCCCAGCAUCCACAUCUGUAUGCAUCUCCUUGUCCAGGCUUCUUUGUGAACCUCAGGGAGGCGCCUAUGCAGGAAGAGGAGAACCGGUCCGAGCCGGCGUGUCCCCAGCCGUUCCCCUCCUGGGCAUGGCAAACGCAGGGCUCCCGUGCCCCAGUUCUCCCUGCCACCACUGCAGCAUCAUCAGGAUUCUCUACCGCCGCUGCCACCGGCGUGGACGCGGCCACAGCCGGCCACAGCGUGCCGCCGCCGUCUGGUAGCCUCCGGCAGUUCUCGGGCUACCACCAGCUCCGCUUCCCCCCAACCGCCUGACGGAGACAGACCACCUCCUGUUGAGUUGGCGGCGGCGGCGGCGUCUCAUAGCUGGCCGGUGGUUGGCUGGCUGCCCAUGCAACGCCACGCCGGUGGGUGCGGGUCGGUAUUCGGUAACAGUCGCCACUGUUGGGUAUGGUUUUGUGGGACUACAGAGGAUGCAGUGAUCUCUCGCUGCUGCUGUGUGCUGUCUCUCUCGCUCCCUCUACCCACCCACACCUGUUUGUAAUAUGAAUUUAUCGCCCUCUCGCGCUCGUGAUUCGUCCAUCUUCGUUUCGUUUUGAUGGCCACCGGAUGGGAUCAUGAGCGUGUUGCGAGAAAUUGUGUAAUAAACCAUGCGUAUUUUUAUUUAUAUUUAUUUAUUGUGACGAUGGUA
Zea mays is the source of this 2083-nucleotide messenger RNA. RefSeq names its product sister of indeterminate spikelet 1. The transcript is spliced from 10 exons. The coding region runs from base 103 to 1707 and encodes 534 amino acids. The record is from RefSeq and is a predicted model, not a curated record. NCBI's taxonomy places the organism in Eukaryota, Viridiplantae, Streptophyta, Magnoliopsida, Poales, Poaceae. Gene Ontology annotation, molecular function: DNA-binding transcription factor activity; DNA binding. Gene Ontology annotation, biological process: regulation of DNA-templated transcription.